Eutrema salsugineum is the source of this 2155-nucleotide messenger RNA. Its product is annotated as BTB/POZ domain-containing protein At5g47800. The record is from RefSeq and is a predicted model, not a curated record. The transcript is spliced from 6 exons. Bases 269 to 1957 code for a protein of 562 amino acids. Lineage: Eukaryota; Viridiplantae; Streptophyta; Magnoliopsida; Brassicales; Brassicaceae. Gene Ontology annotation, molecular function: protein binding.
UAAGUAUGAAGGAAAUACAUAUCAGACACCAUUUGGAGACUGAGUCCAUGCGGGGAGCAACAAGUGACGAGGCCGGGACCCUUGUUGUCAUUCAACUCUCUUUCUCUCUCUUCGGAUAUAAUCUCUCUCGCAUUUUUUCCAAUUUGAUCAUUACCACUUUCACAUCUCUCUCUCUCUCUCUUUAUUGCUCGCCAUCUCUUUAUCUCCUCUCCUUCUUCCUCCUCUCACAUAUCAACUUUGAGCACACAAGUUUUAUGAGAAGUCUAAGAUGAAGUUCAUGAAAAUCGGGACAAAGCCUGACACUUUCUACACUCAAGAUUCUUCAAGGAUUUUGAUAACCGACACACCCAACGAUCUCGUUAUUAGAAUCGACAGCACCACUUACCAUCUCCACAGAUCUUCUCUUGUUCCAAAAUGUGGGCUGUUGCGAAGGCUUUGCACUGACUCAGAGGAGUCUGAUAGUGUUACCAUAGAGCUGAAUGACAUACCUGGAGGAGCCGAUGCGUUUGAGCUGUGUGCUAAGUUCUGCUACGGCAUUACCAUCAACCUCUGUGCUCAUAACCUUGUGAAUGCCCUCUGCGCCUCCAAGUUUCUUCGGAUGUCUGAUUCUGUUGACAAAGGAAAUCUGUUUCCAAAGCUUGAAUCUUUUUUCCACUCCUGCGUUCUCCAAGGCUGGAAAGAUUCCAUCGUCACUUUGCAGUCCACUGCUAAAUUGCCAGAAUGGUGUGAGAAUCUUGGAAUCAUCAGAAAAUGUAUAGAUUCGGUUGUGGAGAAGAUUCUCACUCCCACUUCAGAGGUCUCCUGGUCUCAUACAUACACCAGACCAGGCUACCAAAAGAGAGAGCACCACUCUGUUCCAAGAGACUGGUGGACGGAGGACAUAUCAGACCUUGACUUGGACUUAUUCCGCUGUGUUAUCACAACAGUCAGGUCAACCUUCACGCUGCCGCCUCAGCUCAUCGGUGAAGCUUUGCAUGUAUACACUUGCCGUUGGUUACCAUACUUCAAAUCAAACAGCCCUUCAAGUUUCUCUGUUAAAGAAAACGAAGCAGCACUGGAAAGGCAUAGACGUGUUGUUAACACAGUUGUGAAUAUGAUUCCUUCAGAUAAAGGGUCGGUUUCAGAGGGUUUCUUGUUAAGACUUGUUAGCAUAGCGACUUAUGUGGGAGCUUCUCUUACGACAAAGACAGAGUUGAUUAGAAAAGCUGGUCUGCAACUCGAGGAGGCAGCUCUUGCAGACCUCUUGUUGCCUUCACACUCAUCCUCUCAUCGCCAUCGUUAUGAUACCGACUUGGUUGCUGCAGUUCUCGAGAGUUUUCUAAUGCUCUGGAGAAGACAGUCUUCUUCGCAUCUUUCUAGUGACAACAAUCAGUUGCUGCAUUCAAUCAAGAAGGUGGCAAAGCUUAUCGACUCCUAUCUUCAGGCAGUCGCACAAGAUGUCCAUAUGCCAGUUCCCAAAUUCGUGUCUCUUGCUGAGGCAGUGCCCGACAUUGCACGGGAGAGCCAUGACAGGCUUUACAAAGCAAUCAACAUAUAUCUCAAGGUGCAUCCCGAGAUAAGCAAAGAAGAGAAAAAACGAUUAUGCAGAAGUCUUGACUGCCAGAAAUUGUCUGCAGAGGUACGUGCACACGCUGUGAAGAACGAGAGGAUGCCAUUAAGAACGGUCGUCCAAGCCCUCUUCUUUGACCAAGAGAGCAGUUCCAAGGGCGUGUCAGGUCGAUCAGAGAUCCACGACCUCUUCUCAAGAGGUAAAGAGACGCCCAUGGAUGAACAAAGCAUGAUGCACAAACUUAACCUAGGUCCAGCUGAAACAGCUUCUAUAGGGAAAGCUAAGAGCGUACGUGAGGGAGGAGGCAAAAGAGGAGAAGAGAAAAUCACAUCCAGUACAGAACCCAAGAAACUAGUGCGGCAAGGAACAGGAUCAGAGCAUAGGCGUCAUGUAAGUAGAGACAGGUAGUGGACCAAACGUGUUAAGCCACAGAAGUUCAGUCUCUUGUUUGCAAUCACCAGGUUUCUGGUUCUUUUUUUUUCUUUAUAAAAAGAAUUGAUGAUAAUUGUAGAUGGUUCAAUUGGCAUUAUUUGUAUUAAUACAGUGCAGAGCCCAAGCUCCUUGCUCAACCAUUUUUCUUCAGCUUAUAUGCUCAAGAAAGCGAUU